GCGAGCAAGUCGACAUGCGCCAACUGUCCACCACUGUUGACACCUUGAAGCGUGACCUUGACAAGGAGCGGAGCCGAACCGCCGGCUUGGAGCAGCGUCUUUACGAGAUGAGUAAGGUGCCAGUCUCCUGUCCUAAAGGUUACGCAGUAUUCAGUGAAAUAUGCUACAAGGCCUUCAACACACGCAAGACCUUCAGCGGAGCGGCCGCGGCCUGUCGUGAAGAUGGCGGCACCCUCGCCAUGCCCCGAGACGCUGAGACCAACGGCUUCCUGGUCUCCUUAUACACGUCCGUGAGCGACCAGGGGAACGUCUGGUUUGGCCUGCACGAUCUGCGGGAAGAGGGAAGCUAUGAGUGGGAGGAUGGUUCUGCACUUGGGACGUACAAUUCCUGGGGACCGGGAGAACCAAACAACCAUUGGGAUAGCGAAGAUUGUGUUCACUACUACCCAAUUAAAUCAGACAAGUGGAACGACGCUGAAUGCAACUGUCAGUUUUGCUUCACAUGCCAGACUGUUCCAGGACGUCCAUAG
Messenger RNA from Branchiostoma floridae (Florida lancelet), 530 nucleotides. Its product is annotated as perlucin-like protein. NCBI's taxonomy places the organism in Eukaryota, Metazoa, Chordata, Leptocardii, Amphioxiformes, Branchiostomatidae. The coding region runs from base 15 to 530 and encodes 171 amino acids. The record is from RefSeq and is a predicted model, not a curated record. The transcript has 3 exons.